This is a messenger RNA of Chenopodium quinoa (quinoa), 3210 nucleotides long. RefSeq names its product histone-lysine N-methyltransferase, H3 lysine-9 specific SUVH4-like. The transcript is spliced from 17 exons. The record is from RefSeq and is a predicted model, not a curated record. The coding region runs from base 285 to 2912 and encodes 875 amino acids. Gene Ontology annotation, cellular component: nucleus. Gene Ontology annotation, molecular function: protein binding; zinc ion binding; histone methyltransferase activity. Lineage: Eukaryota; Viridiplantae; Streptophyta; Magnoliopsida; Caryophyllales; Amaranthaceae.
CUUAUUAAUAUUAUAAUAAUAAAACUCCGUAAUUUUAAUUUUCGAAAAACCCUAAUAAAAAAAAGGCAACACUGAAGUAGAGACAAACUAAUCUGCAUUGAAUCGAGUCGCUGGAGCAGCAGUCAAUCGCUACUCGCUAAUCACUCAAUUAUCAAGCAUGCAUUCUUAAAUUGGAGUGAUUAACUGGUAGCGUAAUUGGUGCUUGAAUUGCGACGGAUUAGGGUUUGUUUGUGAAUUGUGAGAUUGAUUAUUCUUGAAAUUCAACUAUUAGGUAUUCUUAAUUGAUGGAUUUAGGGAAUGUGAGUAAUGGAGAAUUCCGGAGGAGACUCAGUCCUAGGCUUCAUACUGAGUCUAACGAUGCCGGGAAUUCGGGUUCCGUUCCCAGAAGAUUUAGUCCAAGAUUUCAUAAUAACUCUUCAGUUUUUGAGAUAGAUUCACCUCCUGGUCAAUCUAGUGUCAAAGGAACGCUAAGCCCCAAUUCCCGUCGCCCUGCCCAAACGAAGGAGCUAUUAGAAACCCCUACAAUCAUUGCACAUUCUAAAACCCCUACCCCUAAGGUUGUGGCCACUGAUUCCAAUUUUCAAAGAAGGAUGAGCCCUAGGCUCCAUGAGAAUCUCGGAAGUACUAUAACACCGCAAAAUGAUAGCGUUUCACUUGGGAUAAGCCCUGAUGUGCAUUCGAUUUCUGUUAGUCAAGUGAGUCAAGUUCAGAGAAGACUUAGCCCCAGGCUUCACCCAUGUACAGUGACAAAUGGGAAACUGGAUACUUCCAAGAAACCUAGUAUUCAAAGGAGAGUAAGCCCUAGAAUUCAAGGCGAUCAAGAAAAUUUGCUUGAGACUCCAAUGCCAAAGACUAUAAGCCCUACAAUUCAAUGUGAGCAUGAAAAUGAGAAGAAGAAGACUAUGUCGACGACUCCAAUGCAAAGGAGAUUAAGCCCUAGACUUCAUAUCAAGCAAGACAAUGGAAAUCACAAUACUCAACUGGAGAGUCCUGUUGAUGAUAAGAGAUCACUUGAUGCUUCCCUUGCUACGGACAUAUUUAGUGCUAAAAGAAGUAAACAUGACCAUCCUAAGGAUGAUAACUGUAAAUUGGACUUUGAAUGUUCAUAUGUGAAUGAAGUAACCCGUGUUUCUAAUGGUGAAACACCUCAUCAGUUUAAUAUGGCAUUAAAAGCCUGGGAAAAUGAAGCAAAAAAACAAGAUGGAGCCCCUCCUGAUGCUGCUGGAAGAAGUGAUCAUGCUAGGGUAAAGGAGACUUUGAGAAUCUUUAAUACAUACUACCUUCAAUGUGUCCAGGAGGAAGAGGAGAGGCGCAAGAGAAGUGAGAUUGUCCAGGAGAAGAUAAAGAAAACUUCACCGUCCAAGGUGAAGGAGAAAGAUGUUAAGCGUACUUCUUGUCGGCCUGACCUCAAGGCUUUAACGAAGAUUAGAGAGAAGAAUGAAAUAUUGUAUCCUCAUAAGACGAUUGGCUCUCUUCCUGGAAUUGAUGUGGGGUAUCAGUUUUAUUCUCGAGCUGAGAUGACUGCUGUCGGAUUUCAUAGUCAUUGGCUGAAUGGGAUUGAUUAUAUUGGACAAUCUAAAGGCAAAAAGGGACAUGAAAAGUGUACUUUGCCGAUUGCUGUGGCCAUAGUAAUGUCUGGCCAGUAUGAAGAUGAUUUGGAUAAUGCAGAUGAUAUUAUCUACACUGGUGAGGGUGGCCAUGACUUGCUUGGUAGUAAAUUACAGCAGGAGGAUCAAGUUUUGGUUCGAGGUAAUCUUGCUUUGAAGAAUAGCAUGGAUCAAUCUGUUCCCAUUAGAGUAAUCCGUGGGCGUAAAAAUGCUGGCAGUUACUCUGGAAAAAUUUACUCAUAUGAUGGAUUGUACAAGGUUGUCGAUUCUUGGGCUGAUAAAGGGUGUAGAGGCCAUGUUGUUUAUAAGUACCGUUUAAAACGGAUUGAAGGACAACCAAAGUUAUCUAUGAAUCAGGUCCAAUUUAUUCGAGGAUGCCCGCUUAAGGUUGUUUCAGACUUGCCCGGGUUGGUCUGCCGUGAUAUUAGCAAUGGUCUUGAAGAUAAUUGCAUUCCUGUUACAAAUUUAGUUGAUGACCCUCCUAUAUGUCCCCCAGGAUUUACGUAUAUCAAGUCUGUAGAAGUUGCAGAAAGUGUGAAGCUGCCUCCAGGUGCGCCAGGAUGCUCGUGUAAGGGGAGUUGCACAAACCACAAAACUUGUGCUUGUGCAAAACUCAAUGGACAAGAUUUCCCUUAUGUGCUUCGAGAUGGUGGGAGGUUAGCUGAGCCCAAGGAUGUUGUCUUUGAAUGUGGACCAAACUGUGGCUGCAACCCUGGAUGCCUAAAUCGGAUAUCUCAAAGGAAAAUCAAAUACCGUCUUGAGGUGUAUCGUACACCUGACAAGGGUUGGGCUGUUAGGUCAUGGGAUUAUAUUCCUUCAGGUGCACCGGUUUGCGAAUACAUCGGGGUGGUGAGAAGAAGUGAUGAACUUGAUAACAUUGCGGGAGAUGAGUCAAAUGAAUACAUCUUUGAAAUUGAUUGCUUGCACACCAUUAAUGAGAUCGAAGGAAGAGAGAGACGCUUAGGAAAUGUACAGGUGUCCUCUGCUAUAAGUAUACCAAAGAUUGAUAAGACGAUGUUAGAUGGUACGCCGGAGUUUUGUAUUGAUGCAGGGUGUAGAGGAAACGUUGCUAGAUUUAUUAAUCACAGUUGUGAACCUAAUUUAUUUGUGCAAUGUAUCUUGAGCGCACACCAUGACUUACGAUUAGCUCGCAUUGUGCUCAUUGCUGCAGACAACAUACCGCCCAUGCAGGAACUGACUUACGAUUAUGGGUACGCACUGGAUAGCGUUAUAGGCUCUGACGGCAAAAUUAAAGUACUGCCUUGUUUCUGCGGUACAGGAGAUUGUCGGAAACGUUUGUAUUAGUGUAGUUCCCUGACCGGUGCUGAAGCUCAACAAUUCCUAUAAUUUCUUGCCAUAGUUAAUUGACCCAUUCUAUAAACGUUGUAGUUUAGCAGGGUCAAACAGAGGUAAUUUAUUCUUUGUGCAGCAAUUUUCAGUAUUCUAGACGAUAGCACAAAGAACUAGAAGGAUCAAUUUGUAAAAACGAAGGCAAUGCUAUGCUUCCGUUUAUUCUUCGUUGGCUGCCAAAUUCUACAGCAUGGCGUUGCAUUAUUCGGCGUUGCAUUAUUCAUCAACCCCAUAACUUGAUCUUUUACUAGUA